Fukomys damarensis (Damara mole-rat) is the source of this 1831-nucleotide messenger RNA. RefSeq names its product RAB23, member RAS oncogene family (gene Rab23). The coding region runs from base 91 to 804 and encodes 237 amino acids. NCBI's taxonomy places the organism in Eukaryota, Metazoa, Chordata, Mammalia, Rodentia, Bathyergidae. Gene Ontology annotation, molecular function: GTP binding; GTPase activity. The transcript has 6 exons. The record is from RefSeq and is a predicted model, not a curated record.
GAAAAAUAAUUUCAUCUUAAAUUACAGAUCUGAGAGAAGAUCCAGUUACCAGGAAUUUGAGUUGAUAAAGAAACCAUUUCUACUUCAAAAAUGUUGGAGGAAGAUAUGGAAGUAGCUAUUAAGAUGGUGGUUGUAGGGAAUGGAGCAGUUGGAAAAUCAAGUAUGAUUCAGAGGUACUGCAAAGGCAUUUUUACAAAAGACUACAAGAAAACCAUUGGAGUUGAUUUUUUGGAGCAACAAAUACAAGUUAAUGAUGAAGAUAUUAGAUUAAUGUUAUGGGAUACUGCAGGUCAAGAGGAAUUUGAUGCUAUAACAAAGGCCUAUUACCGAGGAGCCCAGGCUUGCGUGCUUGUGUUUUCUACCACAGACAGGGAGUCUUUCGAAGCAAUUUCCAGCUGGAGAGAAAAGGUAGUAGCUGAAGUCGGAGAGAUACCAACUGUGCUGGUACAAAACAAGAUCGACCUCUUGGAGGAUUCUUGUAUAAAGAAUGAGGAAGCUGAGGCACUGGCAAAGAGGUUAAAGUUAAGAUUCUACAGAACAUCGGUGAAAGAAGACCUCAAUGUGAAUGAAGUUUUUAAAUAUUUGGCCGAAAAAUAUCUUCAGAAACUCAAACAACAAACAGCUGAGGAUCCACAACUGCAACAUUCAAGUAGUAACAAAAUAGGUGUCUUCAAUACAUCUGGCGGCAGUCACUUGAGUCAGAAUUCAAGUACCCUAAACGGUGGAGACGUCAUCAAUCUUAGACCUAACAAAGAGAGGACCAAGAAAAACAGGAACCUCUUCAGCAACUGUAGCAUACCCUAAACGUCUGUGGAGGGAGAAAGUUGAAUCACAUUCCGCCAUUCACUGAGAAACACCCAGCAGUGUUUUAGCAGACUUUACACCUCCUGGCUUCCUGAACGGACAGAUGUUAAUGUGUGCUUUCUGGAGUGUGGAGUGAGACCUCUGGUGGAAAUGUUGCUGCCCUGUGGACUCAUUUUUAAAUUUUUACUUACAUUAAAUGAAGCUUGUCCUGUAUUUGAAGGAAUGGUAUAAGAAAUAUCAAAACAGGUUUUGCUGAAUUGUAAUGCUGAAAUCAUGAAUGAAAUGCCUAGGUGUGUUGGUCCAGAUUUUAAUAUUGUGCAUUAAGGAAAGAUAGCAAGCACUCUUUCAUGAAAUUGGCCAUCCAGCUUUUAUGGAAAAGUACUGAGUCUGAACACUAACAGCAAAAUAGUUGUGCACUGUAAACUGAAACCUCGCUGGGCUACACAAGGGCGUUUGGGCGUCACCUGUGCAGCGUCCAUGAGUCCAGCGAGGAUGGACGCGUGCAGACCCUUGCGCUGGAGCACGUGGAGGGCCUGUGCGGUGCCUAGGGAAUGUAGAUGCUAAUCGUGUAAAGUGACGUACACACUGUGUAUGUACAAGCUUUCAUGUUCAAAUAAAUUCCAGGCCUAUAUUUUGCAAAAUGAGCUUGAGCUAAAAAGUGCUUCGUGCCAAAAAUAUUAACCUUUUACAGUGCUUUAUUGUUAGAAUUUACAUUAUUUUCUCUUAGGAUCUCUGGCAGGAUCACAAAAGAGGGGUAGAAACGUUUUAAGCCACAGGUUCUCCCAGUGAGACUUCCUGUAAAACCCUUUCCCUAUGGCCGCUGUCGUAUGGUGCCUCACACUGUUGUCCUGCCACUGCGGCCCUCAAGAUGUACAGCUGCAGUUGCUCAGGAUGUUCUGUGAUGCAUGCUGUUGCAGCCAACACCUUUCACUGCUGACUGACAACCCCUUUUAGGAUUGUGCUGAAAGCCAGGCGUGGUGGUGCACACCUGUAAUUCCAAACACUGGGAGGCUGAGGCAGGAGGAUC